UGAGUUUAUGUUGUCCCCAACUCAAAGCAAUCACCGAAUGAAGCUACUUGUAGUUGUACCACCACCAUGAGUGAGACUAACCCCAAAAACCAUUACCCUGUUCCACCACCUUCUUCUUCUUCUUCUUCGAGUGGGGUUCCCAGUGAUAAUGGACCAAGCAAAUUUAGAGGCGAGAAGAGGCAUAUAAACCCACCAGAAACAGAGAUUCCUGAUGCUGCAACUCUGAGAGAGCAAUGGAGGUAUGCCACCAGACAGUACGGUAAAUGGUACUCUCACGCUUGGGGCACUGCCAUUCUUGCUGGUGCUGCCUUCUUUGCCCUUGGUUGGGUCAUCAAGGGAGAGAAUCCCUUACCCUCGUUUCACUCCAACGAUCCUUCACCUCCCUCUUCCUCUCAUGAGAAGAAGAAACCUAGCCCAUGAUCAUCCCUAUCAAACCCUUCUUUUCUGUGCCAUUGACAAGAAUCAAGCCACAUAAGAGCUGCUUUUCGUUAACAGUGCCCUGAAAGCUCUCCUUGCUUGCAAUGCUCUAUUGAAGUUUAAUGUUUAUAAUCGAGUCUCGUGACAUAAUUGUUAUUUUGCUUUUCUUAAAUUAGUUCUUGUCACUGUUUUGAUGUGGAUGUAAGACAAAAGUUUUGUAUAUGCAAAUGCUUCACCCCAA
Molecule: messenger RNA, 658 nt
Organism: Gastrolobium bilobum
Lineage: Eukaryota; Viridiplantae; Streptophyta; Magnoliopsida; Fabales; Fabaceae
Exons: 2
Coding region: 67-420 (117 amino acids)
Source: RefSeq, a predicted model, not a curated record